Ricinus communis (castor bean) is the source of this 456-nucleotide messenger RNA. RefSeq lists its product as uncharacterized. The transcript is spliced from 2 exons. Lineage: Eukaryota; Viridiplantae; Streptophyta; Magnoliopsida; Malpighiales; Euphorbiaceae. Bases 1 to 456 code for a protein of 151 amino acids. The record is from RefSeq and is a predicted model, not a curated record.
AUGACCAAGUACAAGAACGGUAAGGAUAAUAUGGUUACUAAUGCACUUUCGCGAAGGUAUGCACUUCUUAAUACUCUUGAUUCUAAGGUAUUGGGUUUUGAGUGUACAAAAGAGUUGUAUGUAGAAGAUGCUGAUUUUGGUAAAGUGUAUAGUACUUGUAUUAAUGGGAAUGCAUUUGAUGCCUUUUAUGGGUAUUUGUUUAAAAAGAACAGGUUGUGUGUGCCUCACUGUUCUUUGCGUGUGUUGUUGAUUAAUGAGGCACAUGGGGGUGGUUUGAUGGGUCACUUUGGGGCUAAGUCUAAAUUAAAACCCUAUGGUUUAUAUAAACCUGUACUUGUCCCUGAAAUGCCAUGGGUUGACUUAUCUAUAGAUUUUGUGCUUGGAUUGCCUAGAACUAGGAAACAUAAAGAUAGCAUUUUUGUUGUUGUGGAUCGUUUCAGUAAGAUGGCUCAUUGA